AUGCGAUCUCCUGUGCCGUCGCGCAGUCUCCUGCGCUUCCUGCGCACCCAGUCCGAGACGGCCUUUUUCACGCCGAGUCGUCAUCCCCUCCAAGGCAGCGCCAAGGCGAGCGGCGCGCGCAUCUGCGGUCGCCGCGUCAGGCUAUACAAUACCGACACAUGUCCGUGUACGACGAUGACGACGCCUGCCCUGGAGGCGUCGCUGUGGCCGUUUGGCCGCGCCCGCCCACAGCAGCGUCGGGAGCUGAGCUCCACGACCAAGGCCAGCGGAUGGUACAAGUCCCGCAGCGCCACCGACAGCAGCAGCGACCCGGCCAGCUCCUGGCAGGAGAGGCUUUGGGGCAUGGCUGCGCGACGCGGCUUUAAGCCGCUCAAGCCGGACGACCUCCCCGGCGGCCACGACGACCUCGAGCACGGGUCCAUGUUCAACAGCCGUCGGGUCAUGACGGCCAAGGCGGCGGCGGAGCCGCGACUGCGUUGCACCGAGGUGGACGAGCAUGGGCAGGUGAUUCUCGUGGACGGGGAGUUUAAGAAGUCGGAGCUAAUUGCCAAGUACGGGCUGUUGCCCCGUGACUUGCGAAAGAUCGACUCGUCCAACCUCCCCCACAUCCUCGUCCGGCCCGAAGCGAUCCUGCUCAACCUGCUGCACCUCAAGGUGCUCAUCAAGAGCGACCGGGUGCUGCUGUUCGACAUUUACGGCUCCAAGACGUCGUACCCGCAGUCGGCCUUCAUGUACGACCUGCAGGGCAAGCUGCAGCAGCGCAACCCACCCACAUCGGCGGGGGGCUCGCCGCCGGGCCUGCCGUACGAGUUCCGGGCGCUCGAGGCGGUGCUGACGUCGGUGACGUCGGAGAUGGAGGCCGACUUCGAGGCGGUGCGCGAGCCCGUCAUGCACAUCCUGAGCGCCCUCGAGGACGACAUUGACCGCGAGAAGCUGCGCAACCUGCUGAUCCUGUCGAAGCGCGUCAGCACGUUUGAGCAGAAGGCGAAGCUGGUGCGCGACGCGAUCGACGACCUGCUGGAGGCGGACGACGACUUGGGCGACAUGUACCUGUCGGAGAAGAAGCGCGAGUCGACGAGGGCGGCGGACGACCACACCGAGGUGGAGAUGCUUCUGGAGUCGUACCACAAGAUUGCGGACGAGAUUGUGCAGGAGGCGGGCAACCUCGUCUCCGGCAUCCGCAACACGGAAGAAAUUGUCCGCGCAAUUCUCGACGCCAACCGCAACUCGCUCAUGCUGCUGGACCUCAAGUUCAGCGUGGGCACGCUGGGCCUUGCGAUGGGCACGUUCCUGGCGGGCCUGUACGGGAUGAACCUCGAAAACUUCAUCGAGGAGACCAACUGGGGCUUCGGGGCGGUGACGACGGUGUCGACCGUCUUCUCGCUGAUGGUGUGCUGGUACGGGCUGGUGAAGCUGCGGCGCGUGCAGCGCAUCAAGAUGGCGAGCGGCGAGCGGCUGCCGGGCCUGCCGCGCGGCUACCCGCACUACCUCCAGGACGAAGGGGCCGGGGCGAUGGGCGGGCUGCUGCUGGACUCGCGGAAUCGCGAGAUGCUGAGGCGGCUGCACUCGCAAAAGGCGGCGCCGAAGAAGACGUCGUGGUUCUGGUGA
This is a messenger RNA of Cordyceps fumosorosea ARSEF 2679, 1608 nucleotides long. RefSeq names its product inner membrane magnesium transporter MRS2. The record is from RefSeq and is a predicted model, not a curated record. Gene Ontology annotation, molecular function: magnesium ion transmembrane transporter activity. NCBI's taxonomy places the organism in Eukaryota, Fungi, Ascomycota, Sordariomycetes, Hypocreales, Cordycipitaceae. The transcript is spliced from 3 exons. Gene Ontology annotation, biological process: mitochondrial magnesium ion transmembrane transport. Gene Ontology annotation, cellular component: mitochondrial inner membrane. The coding region runs from base 1 to 1608 and encodes 535 amino acids.